CCUUCGUAAUUCCUUUGAUGAUUCAUCUCUAACUGGUAAGCAUCCGAGGUGUUCCGAUUGAAAAUAAAAUCAAGAUGGCGAUGAAAUUGUCUGAUAUAUUGCCGGCUCCAAGCCAGCAUGUGUUUGAUAGAGAGGAUGAUGAGCAACAACAGAGGAGUCAGACACAGAUGAUGCCAGUAAUGAGCAGAAGAACAGCUCCACCUUAUGGUCACAGAAAAGGAUGGGUGCCAAGAACACAAGAUGAUUUUGGAGAUGGAGGGGCUUUUCCAGAAGUUCCCGUCGCACAGUUUCCCCUAGGAAUGGGACAAAAGAAGUCCACAUCCAAUGCACUGGCAGUACAGCUAGACAGCAGUGGGAAAAUCAAGUAUGACGCCAUUGCCAGAUAUGGUCAUGGAAAAGACAAGGUUGUUCACUCCAAAUUUCAAGACUUGGUACCCAAACAAAUUGAUGAGGAUGAUCCAGACAUGCAGAUUCCUGAUGAAGAAGCAGUGAUGGACACCACUGAGAAAACUAGGCAGGCCCUAGAAAAACUGGUCUCCACUAAGAUAUCAGCAGCUCUGCCGGUCCGGGCAGCUGAAAAGCAAGCCCCAGCCCAGUAUAUCAGAUACACCCCAUCACAGCAAGGUGUUGCCUUCAAUUCAGGAGCCAAACAAAGAAUUAUCAGGAUGGUGGAAGCCCAGAGAGACCCCAUGGAACCUCCCAAAUUUAAAGUGAACAAGAAGAUUCCCAGAGGCCCCCCCUCACCCCCUGCUCCAGUCAUGCACUCUCCUAACAGAAAGGUCACUGUGAAAGAACAGCAAGAAUGGAAGAUUCCACCCUGUAUCUCAAAUUGGAAAAACGCCAAGGGUUACACAAUUCCACUGGACAAGAGAUUGGCAGCUGAUGGGAGGGGUUUGCAAGGUGUACACAUCAAUGAAAACUUUGCUAAACUUGCAGAGGCUUUAUACAUUGCAGACAGAAAGGCUAGAGAAGCAGUGGAAAUGAGAGCACAGAUUGACAGGAAAAUAGCUCAAAGAGAAAAGGAAAAGAAGGAGGCAACUCUCAGACAGCUGGCCCAGAAAGCCAGGGACGAGAGAGCGGGCAUUAAAUCUCAUGACAAUGAUGAGGUGCAAGAAAGAGAUGAAAUCAGAAGAGAUAGACAAAAGGAGAGACAGAGAGACAGGAAUUUGGCCAGGGCUGCCCCAGACAAGAGAUCUAGGAUACAGAGAGAGCGAGAAAGGGACAUCAGUGAAAAGAUUGCACUCAACUUACCGGACGCAAGAGCAGGAGGCAGCGGGGAUGUCCAGUUUGAUCAGCGACUUUUCAAUCAGUCAAAGGGUAUGGACAGUGGUUAUGGAGAUGAUGAGGCGUACAAUGUGUAUGACCAGCCCUGGCGAAAGGGCCAGUCAGAAAUCGCCAACAACAUCUACAGACCCUCCAAGAACGUAGACAAGGAGAUGUAUGGAGGCGAUCUGGAAACUAUCAUGAAGUCCAAUAGGUUUGUGCCUGACAGAGGGUUUGCUGGUAGCGACAGAAACUCGAGGAGAGAGGGACCUGUUCAGUUUGAGCAGGAGGAGGAGGAUCCCUUUGGUCUGGGUCAGUUCUUGGAGGAGGCCAAGAGGGGAGACAACAAGCGCAAGGCCGAUGACUCUCGGUCAAGCCGAGACUAUGACAGCAGCAAAAGUAAAAAGAGGCGCGACUAGAGGAAAGGGAUCGGAUGUAGAGGAUGUUGAUUUGUCUCCCUUUUUCCUGAACUUUUUGCCCCUCUUUAUUCUCUUCUUUAUGGAAGGGACAUUAUUUGUGAUCACAGAUCAAGAAAUAGUCAUGAAAAAUUACACCCCCCAAAAAAAUUAUUAAAAAUUUGUGUAUGUAUAUUGUGAGACUGAAAUUUACCUCAUGGUUUUAUGAAUGUUUGUGUCAUAUCAUUAGACAUCUAAAGCAAAUAAAUCAUUUUGUGAUGUGUAAUUACUUUUUAAUACAGAAAUCAAAAGUCCAAACUACCUAUAAUGGAACUGAAUUAGAUCAUUCUUAUUUUUACAAAAGAUCUGGUAUGUACUUUUAAUUCAUAUUUAGUAGUAUUACACAUGAAAUUAAAAAAUGUCUUUUUAUUCCAAUCA
Molecule: messenger RNA, 2096 nt
Organism: Magallana angulata
Lineage: Eukaryota; Metazoa; Mollusca; Bivalvia; Ostreida; Ostreidae
Product: SNW domain-containing protein 1-like
Exons: 13
Coding region: 75-1682 (535 amino acids)
Biological process (GO): mRNA splicing, via spliceosome
Cellular component (GO): spliceosomal complex
Source: RefSeq, a predicted model, not a curated record